Molecule: messenger RNA, 4831 nt
Organism: Schistosoma spindalis
Lineage: Eukaryota; Metazoa; Platyhelminthes; Trematoda; Strigeidida; Schistosomatidae
Source: the annotation of a GenBank genome assembly
ACUUUCUGCAUAAAAAGUGGUUGUAUCUUCCUUAACUAAAAGAUUUCUUCUGAUUGUACCUUUCCGUUUCCCCCAUUAUUGUUCUCUCUCUCUUUUUUUUUAUAAUUCCCUACGUUCAUCACUUUUUUUCUCUUUUCUCCUUCUCUUCAAAUUAUCAUUGUUUUGUGUGGCGCAUAUAUAUUUGGUGCCACCCUGUACCAAUAUUUAUGUGUUCAAAUAAAAUAAAAUAAAAUAAACCCCACUGCUUGAAUGGAACAAUGGAGAGGGGUGGUUGUGUGCCCUCACUCUGCCCGAGGUGUUUGUAUAUAGGGCCUUUAAGAUGUUAAUAAACUUCUCAGGCAUACCCCUCUUCAACAAACAAUCCCAGAGAACAGUUCUGUCCAACGAAUCGAAGGCAGCCCUUAUGUCAAGAAACACUACGAUUGUUUGCCUUUGAUAAGUAUGACGGUGUUGUAAUAUUUGGCGGAGGGUGAAGAUAUGAUCAAUACAUCCUCGACCAGAACGAAACCCAGUCUGCUCCUCGUGAGUCAAUCCUUCUCGGGUUUUGAACAACCUACGAAGUAUAACGGAAGCCAAUAGCUUGGACGCAAUCCUGCUGCUUUGCCACGUUUGAUUUGUCUGUUGGCCAUGCUGAUUUCUUCAGUUGUUGGUGGGCCAACAUCGAUUGGGAAGUCCGUGAGUGCUGCUUCAAUGUUGGUUGGGUUUAAUGGGGCUGGUCUAUUCAAGAGUUCUUUGAAGUGUUCUACCCACCUGCUUCGUUGUUCUUCAAUGUUGGUGAUUACCUUGCCUUCCUUGCUUUUCACUGGUCGUUCUGGUUUACAGUGAUUUCCAGAGAGUUUCUUUGUUGUGUCAUACAGUUGUCUCAUGUUUUCUUCUCUUGCAGCCUUUUCCGCGUCACUGCUAAAUCUUCUACAUAUUUACGUUUGUCAGUUCUGAUGCUCCUCUUCACUCCGCCUGGGCUACUGCCAGUCCCAAGCCCGGAUAAAGGAGGAGGGUCGGGCCAUGGUGUUAGUGACCCCAUCCCGUAGAAAACUAACUCGCUAAAAAAACGCCAACCAGAAAAAACUUCUUCCUGUACUAUAUCCUUAUAUGCAAUCUUUCCUUUAUAUAUUACACCAGUGAGUUGAUUGCUUCUAUGAAUUUGUUCAUCUUGCUGUACUAAUGAGGUGUGGCAACUUGGACCGAUGCACUUAUGUGCCUGGUCCUCGUUGUAACUGACUGACUGACUUACUAGUUAUGCAACAAAAAUAUAAAUAAUGAUAAUAAUUCGUAGAUGGGUCUCAAGAGUUACAUUUUCUUCUAUGUUCAAUUCUCCGCAAGGCUAUUGUCUAAACUGAUUAUUUUUAAGUAGCUCCUUUUCAGUGAGUCACUAUGUACCGCCAUGAUACUGGGUUUGUGUUCAUCAACAGGAAUGGAUUUCUUGCGCGUUUUUUUUCGGAUGGAAAUUUGUUAUUUUAAAUGUUAUCCACCGAAAAAUACAUCUCAUCUAAUUGCGAGUUUUUAGCCGAAUCACUUACUGAUAUGUCGAAAUAUGAGAAGAUACUAGUCAUGAUUGGGUUCUGUGAUAAGUUAUCACUUCCAAAUACAAGUUUGGUGUGGUACGCCCCUCUUAAUAUUAUUUGCAAAUGGAACGAACUGAGUCAGGUAUCCCAUUAUGUUUUCAUUUCUUUGUUCUGUAGCCUUUGGCUUUAGUUAUCUCCUUCUGAGACGGAAUCAAUUCCGUUCAAGAAUGUUCGUUACAAUUUCGAAUUGUUUAUUUAUUUAUUUAUUUUAACACAUAGGUAUUGGUACAAGAAGGCACCAAAUACAUAUGCGCCACACGAAUCUCAAUUGAUUUGUGUGAGGGCUGUGAUACUGCCCGGGUGCCCAAACCGAAGCAGGAUUUCGAGUUGUAUUCUGAACUGUUUAUUAUGUUAACGUCUUUCAAACACUGUAUGUAAAAUUUCAUUGCAGGACAAGGAAUACUGUAAAAACAAUACACUGUGUACCAGUAAUUAACAUGUAUUUGACUUUUGGUAAGGCUUUCAUGGUAAUACAAGAUGUAUUCGAACUUGUUCAGCGGUUUUGUACAUUUGUUUAGUUGGUAGGCAGUUGUUAAUUUGACUUUUCAUAUGACGUUUUCCAGUAUUGUUAAUGUUUAGUAAGUUAUCGAAUUUCUCAUGCGAAUAGUAUAAUUUACUCCUUCCAUAAUGGUAAGAGUCAUGCUACUUACUCUCAUGAGUCGUUUUCCAUUCUAUUAUUAUUUAUCAACCUUCAUACAUUGCUCCGCUUUUCAAUAUAUAUGUUUCAGAUAGCAUAUACUCACCCAAAGAUAUCAGAUAUAAUAUUCGAAUUGGAUCAGGUUGUUCUCAAUCUGUUACACAGAAGUGAACUAGUUUGGAAAUUUUUCGGAUGCCACCUGUCUGCCUAUACAUUUGGUCUACAUUGUAGGUUGAUAACGACUAUGAGCAUAUUGUAUCAACCAUCCAGCCGGACAAAAUCAGUUUACUCAGGAGUUUUCGAUUCACUUCAACAGUCAAUACGUUUUCGAGCUUAUUCUAAUCUUAUGAUUCAAUGCUACAAUAAUUUAAGACUAAAUCGUACUUUUAAAGCUUUAUCGAAGUAUCGUGCAUAUUUGGUUCGAACUACCAUGGUUUAUUUGAAAGAUAAUCAAUAUACAGUGUCUCUGAGUUAUUCUCAAAGUCAUCAUCCUUGGUUGUACUCUUUACCGUAUUUUUCAAACGAAUGCCUCCAACUGUAUAUCCCUUUGAAAGGGUAUUAUCUCAAGGAAUUGAUUGAUUUCCAUCCUACAUCGCGUACUUUUGAUUCUGGUUUAUUCAGUGUAGUCAAACAGUCUCUAAUAUUUCCUUCCUCAACUAAAAACAUUGUUGUUAAUAAUAAAAAUUAUAAGCAUAAACGGAGUGAGAAGAAUCAAAGGAAUUUUAAAAGUAAAGAAAUUUCUGACAGUUCUUCGAUUGCUUAUACUCCAACCUGGUGUCAAGAGGACUACGAUGACCAGGUUAUUAUACAUGGCUUGAUUGGUGAAGGUUUAAUUCUAUUGGAUGAACUAAAUGAAAAUCCGAAUGAGGAAGUAUUAAGCAGCCUGUACUAUCUUCUUCGUGCUUUGCGUGUUGUCUUCGAAACAAAAGAAGUUAGUUUUUUCACUUCGCAUUCCAGUGUGAUACGUGAUUAUUCCGGUUGGAGAUUGGAUGUAAAUGAAAUUUCACCAGAUUUAUCCACAUCAUUGGAGCGUUUUUUGGCCAAAUUUUAUUCAAUCUACCCGUUACAAUUAUCUUCUGAUUCUUCAUUACUUAUGUACUUAAAGUGUAAUAAACAAAAGUCACAGAAAAGUAAAAAUAAUCAUAUUGGAAAUUAUGCAUUUCUUUUAAACUCAUCCAAUGGACACAAAUCAGUUAAUUUAAAUAGAAAACAAUUUAAGCAAGAACGUAAACGUAGAAAUAAACAAUUGAAACGUCAGUUGAAAAGUGCUAUUAUUUCUGGUGUUACUGGUGAUAAUAACAGUAAUAAUAAUAAUAUUGACAACGUUGAUGACUAUGGUGAUUCAACUGUUGUCGACUAUGAUCACUCAACUUCAACAACUAAUACCAAUGACUAUUCUACAAAUAAUACGUUCAAUUCUAUCAGAGGAAUUAAUAAUCCCUCUACAAAGGGUAAUCUGAAUAAUCAAAUAUUGUUUUGGAUUCAACUAAUCAAUCAAUCAGCUUUUGAACUAUUCACAUACAUUGAAUAUUAUUCAUUUAGAUGUUCAACAGCAAAUCAUCUUUCUCCAUUUUUAUGGCCACCACCAGAGAAUACUCAAGAGCGUUUAAUCAAAUUGUGGUUUAAUCAGUUAUCAUGUUUUGAUCUAUCUAACGCGACAACAGAGUUUUACCAUGAAACCAGCUGUUGGUUACGUUCAUUUGAUUUGUAUUUGCUGUCACCUUACCGUUUUAAAUGGAAUGUAGAUAUAUCAACGCGAUUGUUUGUUUCACCAGUGAUAAUUUUCUUGGGGCAACUUUUCCAUCUAUUCGCUAUUAAUAAUUCUAUUGAUGGUGAUAAAUCCCUUAGUAAAAGAGAACGUUAUUUAACUGGUCGUUGUGCUGGUCUAUUAACCACUGUCUUAACAAGAGAACUACUUCGUCUUACUGAAAAGAAACCUGGAUCAGAGAAAAAUCUAAAUGAUGGUGAUGAUGUGUCGGUUAGUAUGGAUGUUGAAUUCAGUUCUCAUGGAGUGGAAUACAAUGAAAUGUGGUUGUGGAACAAAUUACAUAAUAAUCUGUCAGAUGAAAUAAUUAAAUCUCUACAUGGAUCAAUAUUUCCCACUUUCAUAAAUUAUUUAGUUCAAUUUUCAUUGAAUCAAUCUCCACGUAUUUGUUAUGCUUCCCCAUUAACUGAAGAAACAUUAAAUAUUAUACGAAAUCAAUAUCCUGGUUGUAAUAUUUCCAUUGGUAAUCUUAAACAAAUACAAAUUGUAGAUAGUACUUGGACAGCUUGUCUUCUUCAACUCUAUCAUGUCAAAUAUUCACUUGCUGUAAAAUACGUUCGUGAGAAUAAAGAGUUAUAUACAAAAUUACAUCUCACUGAAACAUACUUGGAUAAUUUAACUCCGUUGAGUGUUUUAAAUGAAAAACUAAACGUUCAAUAUGAUACUCAACUUUUGAAAAAUCAAACUGCUUGGCUUGUUCCUGGAUUUCUACCAAGAAUCACAGAUGGUCGGUAUACAUGCCCAGUAUUUUGGCGUCCAUUAAAAGAUAAUCGAAACAAAAUAUUGCCUUUAUUGUAAUGUACAUAAACUAUCUUUGAUGAUCUUUUUUUAUAUUCAUUCUUGUAUAUAUAAGGUCAUCCAUUAUCG